UACCAAGCCGGCCGGGGGAGAGGUGCAUCGCUGCCAGGCCCGGCCGUUCGCCCAGCGCCUUUGGGAAGACGCACGCAGUGGCCGGCUGUGUGACUUGAGGCGCACGUAGGGAGGCGGAUUAACACUAAAUCCCCACAAUGUCCCUGAAACCACGAGUAGUUGAUUUUGAUGAAACAUGGAACAAACUUCUAACAACAAUUAAAGCUGUUGUAAUGUUGGAUUAUGUUGAAAGAGCGACAUGGAAUGACCGCUUCUCGGACAUUUAUGCUUUAUGUGUGGCCUAUCCAGAACCUCUUGGAGAGAGACUUUAUACCGAGACUAAAUUUUUUUUGGAAAAUCAUGUACGCCAUUUGCACAAGCGUGUUCUGGAAUCUGAAGAACAAGUACUGGUUAUGUAUCAUAGAUACUGGGAAGAAUACAGUAAAGGGGCAGACUACAUGGACUGUUUAUACAGGUACCUCAACACACAGUUUAUUAAGAAGAACAAAUUAACUGAAGCUGAUCUUCAGUAUGGCUAUGGAGGUGUGGAUAUAAGUGAACCACUGAUGGAAAUAGGAGAGCUAGCACUUGAUAUGUGGAGAAAAUUAAUGAUUGAGCCACUGCAGGCCAUCCUCAUUCGAAUGCUCCUCCGAGAAAUCAAAAAUGAUCGCUGUGGAGAAGACCCAAACCAGAAAGUAAUCCAUGGGGUUAUUAACUCCUUUGUUCAUGUUGAACAGUAUAAGAAAAAAUUCCCCCUAAAGUUUUAUCAGGAAAUUUUUGAGUGUCCUUUUCUGAAUGAAACAGGGGAGUAUUAUAAACAAGAAGCUUCAAACUUAUUGCAAGAGUCAAACUGCUCACAGUAUAUGGAAAAGGUUUUAGGUAGAUUAAAAGAUGAAGAAAUGCGAUGUCGGAAGUACUUACACCCCAGCUCAUAUGGUAAAGUAAUUCAUGAAUGCCAGCAGCGAAUGGUAGCUGAUCACUUGCAGUUUCUGCAUGCAGAAUGUCAUAAUAUCAUCAGACAAGAGAAAAGAAGUGACAUGGCAAAUAUGUACACUCUGCUUCGUGCUGUGUCAAGUGGUUUACCUCAUAUGAUUCAGGAACUACAAAACCAUAUCCAUGAUGAGGGCCUUAGAGCAACCAGCAAUCUUUCUCAGGAAAAUAUGCCAACUCAGUUUGUGGAGUCAGUUUUGGAAGUACAUAGUAAAUUUGUUCAACUUAUCAACACCGUUUUGAAUGGUGACCAGCACUUUAUGAGUGCCCUUGACAAGGCUCUAACAUCAGUAGUAAACUAUAGGGAACCCAAGUCGAUCUGCAAAGCGCCUGAGCUGCUGGCCAAGUAUUGUGACAACUUGCUGAAGAAAUCAGCCAAAGGAAUGACAGAGAAUGAAGUAGAAGAUAAACUUACAAGUUUCAUUACUGUUUUCAAAUACAUUGAUGACAAAGACGUUUUCCAGAAGUUCUAUGCCAGAAUGUUGGCAAAACGAUUAAUUCAUGGUUUAUCUAUGUCUAUGGACUCUGAAGAAGCCAUGAUUAAUAAACUAAAGCAAGCCUGUGGUUAUGAGUUUACCAGCAAGCUCCAUCGAAUGUAUACAGACAUGAGCGUUAGCGCUGAUCUCAACAAUAAAUUCAACAAUUUUAUCAAAAACCAGGAUGCCAUUAUAGAUUUGGGAAUUAGUUUUCAGAUAUAUGUUCUACAGGCUGGCGCAUGGCCUCUAACUCAGGCUCCUUCAUCAACAUUUGCAAUUCCUCAGGAACUGGAAAAAAGUGUACAGAUGUUUGAAUUAUUUUACAGUCAGCACUUCAGUGGGAGGAAGCUUACUUGGUUACAUUAUCUUUGUACAGGUGAAGUAAAAAUGAACUAUUUGUGUAAACCUUAUGUAGCCAUGGUCACAACAUACCAAAUGGCAGUACUGCUUGCCUUCAACAACAGUGAAACUGUCAGUUAUAAAGAGCUUCAGGAUAGCACACAGAUGAAUGAGAAGGAACUGACAAAAACCAUCAAAUCGUUACUUGAUGUCAAAAUGAUCAACCAUGACUUAGACAAGGAAGAUAUAGAAGCAGAGUCUACUUUUUCAUUAAAUAUGAACUUCAGCAGUAAACGAACAAAAUUUAAAAUUACCACAUCAAUGCAGAAAGACACACCACAGGAGAUGGAGCAGACCAGAAGUGCUGUAGAUGAAGACAGGAAAAUGUACCUUCAAGCUGCUAUAGUCCGUAUCAUGAAAGCACGUAAAGUGCUGCGACAUAAUGCUCUUAUUCAGGAGGUAAUUAGCCAGUCGAGAGCUAGGUUUAACCCAAGUAUCAGCAUGAUUAAGAAGUGUAUUGAAGUUCUGAUAGAUAAACAAUACAUCGAGCGAAGCCAGGCCUCAGCAGAUGAAUACAGUUAUGUAGCAUGAUGAUGCUCUCCAGCAGGUGUGGUUGUAAGGAGAUCAUUGCUGUCACUGUUUGGUGUGUUCCUGUGGGAAGAAGCAGGUCUGUGCCUCCAUAACUGGUCACUUGGCAGCCCCUGUUUUUCUGCUGUUUACAACAUCACCAGUGCCACGUCAUGAGCGUCAAUGAAAAUGCCUAUAGAUAUUUCAAGCUCAUGUCAUUAUGACAUUUCUUAAAACUUUACUAAAAGAAUGAGUGAAGUAUUGCUGAAAUGUGGAAAUUUGGUUGGGUACCAUGCUUUUUUUUUUUUUUCCCCUCCUUCACGUUUGCAGUUGAUGUUUUUUAAUGUAUCUUAAAAGAAAAAGUUAAACUAAAUAUUGUAAUAUGACAGAUAUCCUAAUAAUUGUAUCUACAUUAAAAUGUAAAAUAAAAAAGAUGAACAUGAUACUGCUGCUUGUCAAAUAAAAAAAAUAAAGAAAUGGAAUGUGUCUCCAGGUUAAUGAUUAUAAAAGUAGCUAUGAAAUCAUGGCUGUUAAUAUUCUGUGGUCCUAGAAGCUCUGAAAACAGUGUCAGUUAUGUUCAUUUUCUGAAUUUCCUUCGAUAUAGCUCUUUCAUGGGAACUUGUUUAUAAGUAGCUGAAUACUAAACACAGUAAGUAAAACAGUCUUUUAAAAGAAUAUAUUUAUGUUAAAGUACAUGUUUUGAUUAUCUGGGAUCAGGCUAAUUUUGAUAUAUUUUGUCAAUGUCUAAAGGCCACAUAUGUGUCUCUCUCUCUCUCUCUCUCUCACAAUAUCCAGCAGGAGAAUAACCAGGCAAUUGAGAGAAUUAAAGUCUCAUAAUUCAUGAAGUUAGGGUGAUUAUCAUAAAUUUCCAUUCAUCACGUUCCUGAGAAGGAAUAUAAUUGACCAGUAAUUCAAAAUUUGCUUGUUAUUUCACUUUAUAUACGAUAUAUGUGGAUCGAAGCCAUACAUACAGAAGGCGCCUGCUGCUACUCUCCAGUUCCUGAAGAGGAUUUCUGUCCUUUCUCCCAAGCUCCUAAGGCACCUUUUAUUCACUCCUUUCUCCUACUGCUUCCUCUCCUUUGCUAGCUUCCUCUGUUCACUCAGGCUGUUGCUCAGUCUCUCAUUUCCUAGACGAUGACAAUGUGAAUUACCUAGUUAGGUACAUUAGAUUGGCUUAUGUGUUUAAUACCGGAAUCCAUUGACCAUGUGCUAAAACAUUUUGUUUACAUGGGUCUUGCUGAGUAAGUAACAGUAAUGGGCACUACACAUUUCUGCAUAUACAUGGUGCAUGCUUUUAGUAGCAUUGUUAGGUUAAUCUAGAUUUACAACACCUGGCUCACUUCCCAGAAUAAUAUCCGGUACUGAGCUGAGUGAUAGAAUACAGUAGGUCCCCAUUAUGUAGAGUGGGAGCUCAGUUACUGUACUUUCAAACACAUGCAUUCAAAAGAUGGUACUAAAGCUUCUUAAGGCAAGUCUAUACUUUAUUUCCUCUUGUGACUUCUCUGUAUACUAGACAGCUCCUUACUGUCCAAUUUUCUAUUCCCAUGUCUAUACUCUCACUAGAAUUUUUAGUAUAAAUGUGUUUACGCAUGGGUCUUGCUAGUAGAAUGCUAACAUUUCAUCUGGUCAGGGACAAACUUUUACAAGCCAUCUUUUACAGAGCCACGCUAUAGACUAAACAGAAUUUUUGCUGAGUGCGCUCCAGAACAAACAUCUGGGGCUUCAGUGUUACCUUAUCUCUGGAGUUUUUUUAGACAAGUGUACUUCUUAGUCAAGACAUGUCUAGUCAUUUUAAAAGAUCCAUAUAUUCCAGUAUAGUUGG
Messenger RNA from Emys orbicularis (European pond turtle), 4173 nucleotides. RefSeq names its product cullin 2 (gene CUL2). Gene Ontology annotation, molecular function: protein-macromolecule adaptor activity; ubiquitin protein ligase binding. Lineage: Eukaryota; Metazoa; Chordata; Testudines; Emydidae. The transcript is spliced from 21 exons. Gene Ontology annotation, cellular component: SCF ubiquitin ligase complex; Cul2-RING ubiquitin ligase complex. Gene Ontology annotation, biological process: protein ubiquitination; SCF-dependent proteasomal ubiquitin-dependent protein catabolic process. The coding region runs from base 138 to 2375 and encodes 745 amino acids. The record is from RefSeq and is a predicted model, not a curated record.